CCUCAAACAAUCUACCUGGCAUUCCAACCACUCCCACUUUCACUUUGAUCUCCAACCGAGUCGCUGGACCCCGGGACUUUAUUUCCAAUACUGUCUAUCCUCUUUCCAAGCAGCAUAUUUCAUUUGAUAAUACAUAUCUCUCAUCUCACCAUUCUCUCUUUUUUGCAACUGCUGGAACAAGGCUGCCACUGCUCAUGAUAGCCUCCGGAGAUUUACCCGCAAUGACACAUUGAUGGGUAAGACAUCUAGAUGGUUCCGUGCCCUUAUAGGCUCCAAAAAGUCGUCGGAGUCGGCGUCGUCGAGUGGGUCGGGAUUUUCUAGGCCGACAAAGGAGAAGAAAAAGUGGGGUUUCCAGAGAUCCGUCAAUCACAAUGACCACAAGAUUGGUGCUGCUGGGACCAAAGGGUCUCAGGCCCAGGCCUCGUCGUCGGCUGUGUACGUGGAAGCUAUUGACGCCAACAAGCAGGCGAUAGCGGUGGCGGCGGCGACCGCUGCCGUGGCUGAGGCAGCCCUUGCGGCGGCCCAAGCGGCCGCGGAGGUUGUGAGGCUGACGAGUGGCGGUGGAACUAGACCUGCCACCGCCUACGUCAGGGGGAGCCUCCGGCGGCGGGAACUGGCGGCUGUGCAGAUUCAGUCGGCGUUCCGAGCUUAUCUGG
Molecule: messenger RNA, 656 nt
Organism: Camellia sinensis
Lineage: Eukaryota; Viridiplantae; Streptophyta; Magnoliopsida; Ericales; Theaceae
Source: RefSeq, a predicted model, not a curated record